This is a messenger RNA of Zea mays, 1896 nucleotides long. RefSeq names its product asparagine synthetase 3. Gene Ontology annotation, molecular function: asparagine synthase (glutamine-hydrolyzing) activity. NCBI's taxonomy places the organism in Eukaryota, Viridiplantae, Streptophyta, Magnoliopsida, Poales, Poaceae. The transcript has 10 exons. Gene Ontology annotation, cellular component: cytosol. Bases 5 to 1771 code for a protein of 588 amino acids. The record is from RefSeq and is marked provisional.
CAUCAUGUGUGGCAUCUUAGCCGUGCUCGGUUGCUCCGACUGGUCUCAGGCAAAGAGGGCUCGCAUCCUCGCCUGCUCCAGAAGGUUGAAGCACAGGGGCCCCGACUGGUCGGGCCUCUACCAGCACGAGGGCAACUUCCUGGCGCAGCAGCGGCUCGCCGUCGUCUCCCCGCUGUCCGGCGACCAGCCGCUGUUCAACGAGGACCGCACCGUCGUGGUGGUGGCCAAUGGAGAGAUCUACAACCACAAGAACGUCCGGAAGCAGUUCACCGGCACACACAACUUCAGCACGGGCAGUGACUGCGAGGUCAUCAUCCCCCUGUACGAGAAGUACGGCGAGAACUUCGUGGACAUGCUGGACGGGGUGUUCGCGUUCGUGCUCUACGACACCCGCGACAGGACCUACGUGGCGGCGCGCGACGCCAUCGGCGUCAACCCGCUCUACAUCGGCUGGGGCAGUGACGGUUCCGUCUGGAUCGCGUCCGAGAUGAAGGCGCUGAACGAGGACUGCGUGCGCUUCGAGAUCUUCCCGCCGGGCCACCUCUACUCCAGCGCCGGCGGCGGGUUCCGGCGGUGGUACACCCCGCACUGGUUCCAGGAGCAGGUGCCCCGGAUGCCGUACCAGCCGCUCGUCCUCAGAGAGGCCUUCGAGAAGGCGGUCAUCAAGAGGCUCAUGACUGACGUCCCGUUCGGGGUCCUCCUCUCCGGCGGCCUCGACUCCUCGCUCGUCGCCUCCGUCACCAAGCGCCACCUCGUCGAGACCGAGGCCGCCGAGAAGUUCGGCACCGAGCUCCACUCCUUUGUCGUCGGCCUCGAGGGCUCUCCUGACCUGAAGGCCGCACGAGAGGUCGCUGACUACCUUGGAACCAUCCAUCACGAGUUCCACUUCACCGUACAGGACGGCAUCGACGCGAUCGAGGAGGUGAUCUACCACGACGAGACGUACGACGUGACGACGAUCCGGGCCAGCACGCCCAUGUUCCUGAUGGCUCGCAAGAUCAAGUCGCUGGGCGUGAAGAUGGUGCUGUCCGGGGAGGGCUCCGACGAGCUCCUGGGCGGCUACCUCUACUUCCACUUCGCCCCCAACAAGGAGGAGUUCCACAGGGAGACCUGCCGCAAGGUGAAGGCCCUGCACCAGUACGACUGCCUGCGCGCCAACAAGGCCACGUCGGCGUGGGGCCUGGAGGUCCGCGUGCCGUUCCUCGACAAGGAGUUCAUCAACGUCGCGAUGGGCAUGGACCCCGAAUGGAAAAUGUACGACAAGAACCUGGGCCGCAUCGAGAAGUGGGUCAUGAGGAAGGCGUUCGACGACGACGAGCACCCUUACCUGCCCAAGCAUAUUCUCUACAGGCAGAAAGAACAGUUCAGUGACGGCGUUGGCUACAACUGGAUCGAUGGCCUCAAAUCCUUCACUGAACAGCAGGUGACGGAUGAGAUGAUGAACAACGCCGCCCAGAUGUUCCCCUACAACACGCCCGUCAACAAGGAGGCCUACUACUACCGGAUGAUAUUCGAGAGGCUCUUCCCUCAGGACUCGGCGAGGGAGACGGUGCCGUGGGGCCCGAGCAUCGCCUGCAGCACGCCCGCGGCCAUCGAGUGGGUGGAGCAGUGGAAGGCCUCCAACGACCCCUCCGGCCGCUUCAUCUCCUCCCACGACUCCGCCGCCACCGACCACACCGGCGGUAAGCCGGCGGUGGCCAACGGCGGCGGCCACGGCGCCGCGAACGGCACGGUCAACGGCAAGGACGUCGCAGUCGCGAUCGCGGUCUGACGAGAGUACGUGCUCGCGCACCUCCCUGCUAGCUUCUACCGGGCUGCAGCCUGCAGCAUGCACUGUGCGAGCACAGCCGAUCAGCGCCAAUAAACUGGAGGAUAAGAACGACUGGUAGGUGUGUG